CGCCUCCUCUCUCGAUCCAAGCUCCCCCUCCCCCUCCCACUCCUCUCUCGAUCUAAGCUGUGUCGCCCUUAUUGCGAGUUCCGAGCUCCUCCAAACCCUAGCCCCUCGUUGUCCUACGACGCCGAAGACGAAGAAGACGACGAGGGUCCUCCAAACCCUAACCCCUCGUUGUCCUACGACGCUGCCAUAGCGCAGGAGCCCGAGCUCCUCCUCCACCGCCCCUCCGCCACGCCCCUCUCCCCCAGUCCUCCGCCUCCGCCGCGGCGGCGUCCCGCCUCCUCGGCCCCGCCGUUAGGGUCUGGGACCCCUGCAACCUCCUCCUCCGCCCCCCCGCGCCCCCCGACGCAGCCGCCGAGGUCCUCCUCGUCGCCCACGGCGAGUGCGGGGACGGAGCUCCCCGCGCGGACCUCGUCGGAGGGCGCCGCCCCGGCGCCGAGCUCACCGCCGCAGGGCGGCGCCAGGCACGAGCCCUCGCGGUGCUCCUCGACUCGCGGGGGGUGAGGUUCAGCGCCGUGUGCUCGUCGCCGUUAAAUCGAGCGAGGGCUACGGCUACAUUAGUUUGCCAGGGAUGGACCUACGGCUUGGAUGGAGUACUUCUCAAAGCUACUCGGAUAUCAGGAAUUAAACUCUUCAAUAAAAAUUGCGUGAUGCAGACAACAGUGAUGCCCCCUCUCUAAACUCGGAUCCCUAUUGGCGGCGGCGGCGUCGUCGUCGUCGUCGUCGUCGUCUCAGGCGGAGGAGCUCUCGGCGGCGGUGGAGGAGUGGCUGAGGAAGCUCUCGGUGGCGGCAUCUAGGGUUCCGACGGAGCCGCGAGGAUGAAUUUCGCGUUUACGCUUGCGCUCACGAAGCAAAGAAGUUCCAGAACCUUCUCGAAGCCAUCAAAGUAUCCGAUUUGUGCUCCGUAAACAUGCGAAGGCAUCCCGCUCCCGAUCACUUUUCCUAUCUCUAAAAAAGGAGUAUGAUGACUUGAACUCUAAAACUCUUGAAGCAGAGAAAGAGGUAAAAUUGGUGCAGAUGAAAAUACAAGAUACUAAAGCUCACCUGUCAAAGCUUCAAAAAGAUAUGGAUGGAUAAGAAAAGCGUCGAAAGGAACACUGCAGCUGAGCUAAGCUACUGAAGAUUUUCAAAGGAACUGUGCUUGGACUGUAUGAAGACAACAGGUUUAAAUCUGACUCGAAAAAGACACAACUCAAAGCAGUGGAUAUUAUUGGCUUGGGUUCUGGACCAGAGUUGGACAAGAAACUCAAGUAUGCAAGUGAUGUUUGUACUGAAGUAAUUUUUGGAAAAGAGCUUGUAAAUGCACCAGCAAAUGUUCUUACCCCUGGUGUACUUGCGGAAGAGGCUUCAAAAGUUGCUUCCUCGUAUAGUGAUGUUUUUACUGCAAAUAUACUAGACGUGGAGCAAUGCAAGGAGCUAAAGAUGGGUUCAUACUUGGGUGUUGCUGCAGCAUCUGCGAACCCUCCUCGUUUUAUCCAUUUGUGUUAUAAGCCUCCAGGUGGUGAUGUGAAAAGAAAGCUGGCUAUUGUUGGGAAAGGUUUAACAUUUGACAGUGGUGGUUACAACAUAAAGACUGGGCCAGGCUGUUCCAUAGAAUUAAUGAAAUUUGAUAUGGGCGGCGCUGCUGCUACUUUUGGUGCAGCAAAAGCUAUUGGUCAAAUCAAACCUCCUGGAGUAGAGGUUCAUUUUGUUGUUGCUGCCUGUGAAAAUAUGAUAAGUGGCACAGGCAUGAGACUUGGAGAUAUAGUUAUAGCUUCUAAUGGAAAAACAAUUGAGAUCAGCUGGAGCUGCGGAAAUUGAAGUGGGAAGCAAGACAUGCGGUGUUUAUUAUUUUUUUGCUACAUUUUGAACAAGUAUUUUUUGUUAGAACUUAUGUUUGAAAUUUAAUUUGAAUUCUGAUAUUGUAAUUUGAGAGUUGAGACUAUUUGUUAUA
Ananas comosus (pineapple) is the source of this 1930-nucleotide messenger RNA. Its product is annotated as leucine aminopeptidase 2, chloroplastic-like. Gene Ontology annotation, cellular component: cytoplasm. The transcript is spliced from 10 exons. Bases 1420 to 1797 code for a protein of 125 amino acids. Gene Ontology annotation, biological process: proteolysis. Gene Ontology annotation, molecular function: metalloaminopeptidase activity; manganese ion binding. The record is from RefSeq and is a predicted model, not a curated record. Lineage: Eukaryota; Viridiplantae; Streptophyta; Magnoliopsida; Poales; Bromeliaceae.